This is a messenger RNA of Aspergillus saccharolyticus JOP 1030-1, 945 nucleotides long. RefSeq lists its product as uncharacterized. Gene Ontology annotation, molecular function: protein binding. The coding region runs from base 1 to 945 and encodes 314 amino acids. NCBI's taxonomy places the organism in Eukaryota, Fungi, Ascomycota, Eurotiomycetes, Eurotiales, Aspergillaceae. The record is from RefSeq and is a predicted model, not a curated record. The transcript has 2 exons.
AUGGUUCCGCCAGCGCCCAAGGGCAGCUUGAAUCUGCACAAUGCUCUUAGCCAGAGCAUGAACACCGGGCAAUUUAGUGACCUGCGGUUUGUCUGCAAAGAAAGGCAUUUCCUGGUUCACAAGAUCAUCGUCUGUCCGCAAAGCCCUGUUAUAGCAACAGGAGUCAACGGACCAUUCCGGGAAUCGCAAACUGCCUCUAUCAGCAUGGACAAGUUCGAUACCAGUACCGCUGAAUGCCUCGUUGAUCACCUGUAUACCGGUGAUUACGACUCCCACUCUAGGAUUCCGACCAUCGAAGCCAGUUCUGCUGCUAGCGCUUCAGAGCUUGAAUGUCUAUCGCCUCCUGGUCCACGAACGGACAUGAGUCUAUCGGAGCACAUCCGCGUCAACGCGAUUGGUGAUUAUUAUCAAGUCGUCGGUCUUAUCGCGCUUGCAAACGAUAGAAUUCGAGAUCUACUGCAGAGUUCUAAUAGCUAUAAGAUAACUCACGCAGAGCUUCCUGCCGCUGUUGACCUUGCACUGAAUUCCACGGCGAAUACUGAGGUGUUUGACAUUCUCGCUGAAAUUAUGGCAGACGGACUACUGACCGUGAUCGAGUGGGAGGAAGUAAAGUCCCUCAAAUCUGAGAUGCCUGACUUUGCCAUCAAAGUGCUGCAGAGUUGCGUGGGAAAGAUGCGGGAACUUCACAAACAGAUCCAGGGGCUAAACUCUGAUCUCACAUGCAAAGAUCACGAACUUCAAAGCAACCAAAAAGCCUAUCAGAUGGCUGAAUCUGAGUUAACCCACAUUAAGCUGUCCUUCGAGGUUCUCAACAAGACCUCAAUAUGCAGAAACCCAAAUUGUCAUGUCAAGUUCGAGUGUUACUUCGAUGACAGAACGUAUAAACUGCGGUGCGAGAGGUGUGGGUGCAGGCAUUCGUUGCCCUACGACGCUCAUGGCCUCUGA